This is a messenger RNA of Didymodactylos carnosus, 2460 nucleotides long. NCBI's taxonomy places the organism in Eukaryota, Metazoa, Rotifera, Eurotatoria, Philodinida, Philodinidae. The record is from the annotation of a GenBank genome assembly.
AUGGUUCGAACUUAUCUACGACGUGUUGAUUCAAUACCACGCGUUAUUGCUGUUAAACAAAAUCGUUUUAAAAAAACAAAAGAACAAGCACAUCGAAAAGUUUUCGAAAUAGAGAAUAUGCGCAGGCGACAACUAGCAAAAGAGGAAGGCAAGUGUUGCACAAAAGACAAUUGUUUAACAUGCUGCAAAAAAUUUACAGCAUUCAUGUUUUCACGUGUCGGUCUAUUUUGUGUUAUGAUUGGUUAUGUAGCAUUUGGAGGAUGGUUAUUUCAAACAUUGGAAUCAACAAAUGAACAAAAUAUGAGACGGGCAAUGGGUGAAGAAUUAAAUACAACAUUAUAUAAAUUAUGGAUAGAACUACUCAGAGUUAAUUCAUAUCCAUACGUUGAUAAAAGAGGAAAUUUUUCUAUUUAUGCCUCACGUGAACUUGAACGUUUUGAAGCAAUGGUCAUUGUUCAAGUUCAACAAGGUUUUGAUGGUCGAACAAGAACAAAUUCAGAACAUGAUUGGAAUUUUUUUGGUGCAAUAUUAUACGCUGUUACAUUAAUAUCAACAAUAGGUUAUGGUCAUAUAACAACAAAGACGACACAAGGAAAAAUUGCCACAAUAUUGUAUAGCGCAUUUGGUGUACCAUUAAUGAUGCUAUUCGUUGCUAAUAUUGGCUCAACAAUGGCUAGAAUGUUUCGUUUUGUGUUUUCUCGUAUAACAAUAAUUGUAUGUUGUCGUAUGCAUAAAAAAAAACGUCCACAAAAAGUAAAGUCAAUGACAGUCAAUAAUACACUCGAUAAAUUACCAUCAUAUACAUUACGUAAUACAAAUAUUAAAACAACACCAUCACUUGAAUUAAAACAACAUCAUCAAUCUACGUUACUAUCACAACAAAAUGAAUCAGUCCCAAAUUUAACAACAAAAUCAAGUAUCAAACGUUCCAAAGAUAAUAAUUCAUUAUCCGUCCAAUCAACAUCAGUUAUAGAUGAAAAUAAUACAAAAUUACGUUUUCAAAGUCUCUCAUCUUCACCAUCAAAUUCCUCCUCCUCAUCAUCAUCAGUAAACACAGAUGAUGAUGAGAAAAAUUUAGAAACAAAUGUUCGUUCAUUGCCAGCAGACAUACGUUUAAAUCUAUUAACUGGUGUACCAGUAACACAUAAACAACGUAAUAGUCUGACAACAUCAAUACGUUCAAAUACAUCAAUGACCGAUAGUAAUGGUGGUGGUGGCCGUAAAAAAGAUGCAAUUAAUCGUAUUAAUGAAUUAAUUCGUCAAAAUUCUGUUCAAGAUGAUGAAGAUAAUAAUAAAGAUAAUAUAAAUGGUGUACGAAAUCAAAACCGCCAAUCAACAGAUUUAAAUCCAAUUGAAUUUUAUAUUAAUGAAACACUGAAACUGACAACAAAUCUUGAUAAUGAUAAUAAUAAAAAGAAGAAACUUAAUGAACUUCAACAAACAACAAUAAUCACCAAUGAUAAAAUAGAUGAAGCAAAUAUGCAAAAAGCAACAUUUGAUAACAACAUCGUAGAAGAAAAAAAUUUGAAAAAAUCAUCUUCAAAGAAAAAACGUAAAGAAUUAAAACGAUCAAAAUCCGAAUCGACUCAUAAUCGUAAAUUGAGAAAAAAUAAUACGAAUAUUUCUGAAGAUCAUACUGAAUCGAAAACACGUGAUGGUCAUCAUCGAGAUAAAACAAAUUCUAAUAACAAUGAUCAAGAUAUAACAGUAGAAAAAGAGGCAUCACUAAUACCACCACCAGAUAUUGAAUGUUUAACAGAUCCAAAAGAUGGUACAACUACAACGAGUAAUACUAAUCGCUCAUUCCGUAAACGUUUAUUUUCACGAAAAAGUUCCAAAAAAAAGACAAAGGAUGGAGCGACAUUACAUCGACAAUCGAGUGCUAUUGAAUUUCGAAAAAUAAAUGAAACAGAUGAUAAAACAAUUCGAGGAUUACGAAAACAAAGAAGUUUUAAUGAAAAACGAAAUCCACCAAGUUAUGAUGAAUCAAAUAAAUUAUCAGAAUUAAAUGAAAAAGAUCUUCAUCUAACAAUUCCAUCUCGUUUAACAUGGUCACAAAAUCUACAACAGCAACAAUCAACACUUCCUUCACAACUUGUUUAUCUUGAUGAAGAUGGUGAUGAAGAAUAUGAAGAACAAAUGUCCGUUCCAUUAUUGGUGACUGUUUUUGUUAUACCUCUCUAUUUGACAUUGGGAGCAGUAUUGUUUAAUAUUUGGGAAGAAGAAUGGGGUUUUUUAAAUUCAUUUUAUUUUUGUUUUACAACAUUAACGACAAUCGGAUUUGGCGACUAUGUUCCCGGAUCAUCAUUGACAGUAGCAGCUAAAGAAAAAUUAAUAUCGGCUGCUCUAUACAUACUUUUAGGUUUAGUUCUUAUUGCUAUGUGUUUUAAUUUGAUGAAAGAGCAAUUUAAUCAAAAAGUCAAACAAAUCGCAGGAAAAUUAGGAAUAUUAGAAUGUUAA